AGAGCAUCCUGCGCCCCGGCGCGGGGCACUGCCGUAGCCUCGGGCCCCUCCCCUGGACCUGCCGCAGACCCAGAAUACAGAAACCGCAGCCAUGACCACGCACGUCACCCUGGAAGAUGCCCUCUCCAACGUGGACCUGCUCGAAGAGCUGCCCCUCCCUGACCAGCAGCCAUGCAUCGAGCCUCCGCCCUCCUCCAUCAUGUACCAGGCUAACUUUGACACGAACUUCGAGGACAGGAAUGCAUUUGUCACGGGCAUUGCAAGGUACAUUGAGCAGGCCACGGUGCACUCUAGCAUGAAUGAGAUGCUGGAGGAAGGACACGAGUAUGCCGUCAUGCUGUACACCUGGCGCAGCUGUUCCCGGGCCAUUCCCCAGGUAAAAUGCAACGAACAGCCCAACCGAGUGGAGAUCUACGAGAAGACCGUGGAGGUGCUGGAGCCAGAGGUCACCAAGCUUAUGAAGUUCAUGUACUUUCAGCGCAAGGCCAUCGAGCGGUUCUGCAGCGAGGUGAAGCGGCUGUGCCACGCCGAGCGCAGGAAGGACUUUGUCUCCGAGGCCUACCUCCUGACCCUGGGCAAGUUCAUCAACAUGUUCGCUGUCCUGGACGAGCUGAAGAACAUGAAGUGCAGCGUCAAGAACGACCACUCUGCCUAUAAGAGGGCGGCACAGUUCCUGAGGAAGAUGGCGGACCCCCAGUCUAUCCAGGAGUCGCAGAACCUGUCCAUGUUCCUGGCCAACCACAACAGGAUCACGCAGUGUCUCCAUCAGCAACUGGAAGUGAUCCCAGGCUACGAGGAGCUCCUGGCCGACAUCGUCAACAUCUGCGUGGACUACUACGAGAACAAGAUGUACCUGACCCCCAGCGAGAAACACAUGCUCCUCAAGGUGAUGGGCUUUGGCCUUUACCUGAUGGAUGGAAAUGUCAGUAACAUUUACAAACUGGAUGCCAAGAAGAGAAUCAAUCUUAGCAAAAUUGAUAAAUUCUUUAAGCAGCUGCAGGUGGUGCCCCUUUUCGGCGACAUGCAGAUAGAGCUGGCCAGAUACAUUAAGACCAGUGCUCACUAUGAAGAGAACAAGUCCAAGUGGACGUGCACCCAGAGCAGCAUCAGCCCUCAGUACAACAUCUGCGAGCAGAUGGUUCAGAUCCGGGAUGAUCACAUCCGCUUCAUCUCCGAACUCGCUCGCUACAGCAACAGUGAGGUGGUGACGGGCUCGGGGCUGGACAGCCAGAAAUCAGAUGAAGAGUAUCGCGAGCUCUUCGACCUGGCCCUGCGGGGCCUGCAGCUGCUGUCCAAGUGGAGUGCCCACGUCAUGGAGGUGUACUCUUGGAAGCUGGUUCACCCCACAGACAAGUUCUGCAACAAGGACUGCCCUGGCACGGCGGAGGAGUACGAGAGAGCCACACGCUACAAUUACACCAGCGAGGAGAAGUUUGCCUUCGUUGAGGUGAUCGCCAUGAUCAAAGGCCUGCAGGUGCUCAUGGGCAGGAUGGAGAGCGUCUUCAACCAGGCCAUCAGGAACACCAUCUAUGCAGCCCUGCAGGACUUUGCCCAGGUGACGCUGCGCGAGCCCCUGCGGCAGGCGGUGCGGAAGAAGAAGAACGUCCUCAUCAGUGUCCUGCAGGCAAUUCGGAAGACCAUCUGUGACUGGGAGGGAGGGCGAGAGCCCCCCAACGACCCAUGCUUGAGAGGGGAGAAGGACCCCAAAGGUGGCUUUGACAUCAAGGUGCCCCGGCGUGCCGUGGGGCCGUCCAGCACACAGCUGUACAUGGUGCGAACCAUGCUUGAGUCGCUCAUCGCAGACAAAAGUGGCUCCAAGAAGACCCUGAGAAGCAGCCUGGACGGGCCCAUCGUGCUCGCCAUAGAGGACUUCCACAAACAGUCCUUCUUCUUCACGCACCUGCUCAACAUCAGUGAAGCCCUGCAGCAGUGCUGCGACCUCUCCCAGCUCUGGUUCCGAGAGUUCUUCCUGGAGUUAACCAUGGGCCGGCGGAUCCAGUUCCCCAUUGAGAUGUCCAUGCCCUGGAUUCUAACGGACCAUAUCCUGGAAACCAAAGAACCUUCCAUGAUGGAGUACGUCCUCUACCCUCUGGACCUGUACAACGACAGCGCCUACUACGCUCUGACCAAGUUUAAGAAGCAGUUCCUGUAUGACGAAAUCGAGGCCGAGGUGAACCUGUGUUUUGAUCAGUUUGUCUACAAGCUGGCGGACCAGAUCUUUGCUUACUACAAAGCCAUGGCCGGCAGUGUCCUGUUGGAUAAACGUUUUAGAGCUGAAUGCAAGAAUUACGGAGUCAUCAUUCCGUACCCACCGUCCAACCGCUAUGAAACGCUGCUGAAACAGAGACACGUCCAGCUGUUGGGUAGAUCAAUUGACUUGAACAGACUCAUCACCCAGCGCAUUUCUGCUGCCAUGUAUAAAUCCUUGGACCAGGCCAUCAGCCGCUUUGAGAGCGAGGACCUGACCUCUAUCGUGGAGCUGGAGUGGCUGCUAGAGAUUAACCGGCUCACACACCGGCUGCUCUGCAAGCACAUGACGCUGGACAGCUUUGACGCCAUGUUCCGGGAGGCCAAUCACAACGUGUCUGCCCCCUACGGCCGAAUCACACUGCACGUCUUUUGGGAGCUGAACUUUGACUUUCUCCCCAACUACUGCUACAAUGGGUCCACCAACCGUUUUGUCCGGACUGCCAUUCCCUUCACCCAAGAACCACAACGAGACAAACCCGCCAACGUCCAGCCUUAUUACCUCUAUGGGUCCAAGCCUCUCAACAUUGCCUACAGCCACAUCUAUAGCUCCUACAGGAACUUCGUGGGGCCCCCCCACUUCAAGACCAUCUGCAGACUGCUGGGUUACCAGGGCAUCGCUGUGGUCAUGGAGGAGCUGCUGAAGAUUGUCAAGAGCUUGCUCCAAGGCACGAUUCUCCAGUAUGUGAAAACGCUGAUAGAGGUCAUGCCCAAGAUAUGCCGCUUGCCCCGGCACGAGUAUGGCUCCCCAGGGAUCCUGGAGUUCUUCCAUCACCAGCUGAAGGACAUCAUCGAGUAUGCAGAGCUCAAAACAGACGUGUUCCAGAGCCUGAGGGAAGUGGGCAAUGCCAUCCUGUUCUGCCUCCUCAUAGAGCAAGCUCUGUCUCAGGAGGAAGUCUGUGAUUUGCUGCAUGCUGCACCCUUCCAGAACAUCUUGCCCAGAGUCUACAUCAAAGAGGGGGAACGCCUGGAGGUCCGAAUGAAGCGCCUGGAAGCCAAGUAUGCCCCUCUGCACCUGGUCCCUCUGAUAGAGCGGCUGGGGACUCCUCAGCAAAUCGCCAUCGCUCGGGAGGGUGACCUGCUGACCAAGGAGAGGCUGUGCUGUGGCCUGUCCAUGUUCGAGGUCAUCCUGACCCGCAUUCGGAGCUACCUGCAGGACCCCAUCUGGCGGGGCCCACCACCCACCAACGGCGUCAUGCACGUGGAUGAGUGCGUGGAGUUCCACCGGCUGUGGAGUGCCAUGCAGUUCGUCUACUGCAUCCCCGUGGGGACCAACGAAUUCACCGCUGAGCAGUGUUUCGGCGAUGGCUUGAACUGGGCUGGCUGCUCCAUCAUUGUCCUGCUGGGCCAGCAGCGUCGCUUCGACCUGUUCGACUUCUGUUACCACCUGCUGAAGGUGCAGAGGCAGGACGGGAAGGAUGAGAUCAUAAAGAACGUGCCCCUGAAGAAGAUGGCCGACCGGAUCAGGAAGUACCAGAUCUUGAACAAUGAGGUUUUUGCCAUCCUGAACAAGUACAUGAAGUCCGUGGAGACAGACAGUUCCACCGUGGAGCAUGUGCGCUGCUUCCAGCCACCCAUCCACCAGUCCUUGGCCACCACCUGCUAGGCAGAAGGUCCUGCAGACCCUUGACCAGCAGGAGGAGGAAAAGGAGGAGGAGCAGGGGAGAGAAAGCCACAGCCAGCCUGCCACAGGAUCCGACCGGACAGCGUGUGGGAUGGACCCGGAAGCAAACAAGCACCUCCCCAAACACAUCUGCACCAUUCCCAAGGGCGGGGCCUGUGCAUGCUCUCCCAUUGACAUCUCCAUGGUGGUUUGUCCAUAGCAUAAAUGAAAAAAAAAAAAGAAAA
Propithecus coquereli (Coquerel's sifaka) is the source of this 4095-nucleotide messenger RNA. It is a transcript of the gene CYFIP2, whose product is annotated as cytoplasmic FMR1 interacting protein 2. Gene Ontology annotation, biological process: cell morphogenesis; regulation of actin filament polymerization; apoptotic process. Lineage: Eukaryota; Metazoa; Chordata; Mammalia; Primates; Indriidae. The coding region runs from base 92 to 3853 and encodes 1253 amino acids. Gene Ontology annotation, cellular component: neuron projection; synapse. The record is from RefSeq and is a predicted model, not a curated record. The transcript has 31 exons. Gene Ontology annotation, molecular function: small GTPase binding.